CCAUGUGGUACAGGCGAUUAGCUUCUCUGCUCACAAGAGCUGAUUGGCAAAGGGUGAUGGGAAUUAGAUAAAGCAUAAUUAGCACCCUGAUUGAGUAAGGUAUUGUUUUUGUUGUCAUUCCGGGUUACUGGGAAAGGCCCAUUUCUCACACUGAAAAGAAGACAAUGGAGCAGCUGUAGUUCUGAAAUUAAGUGCCCAGUGAAGACAGUUUAUUCGUACUGUACUUGCGAUAGUUCAGCCCUAUUUCUUUGUUAGAAAAAGAGGUCUGAAUUUUAGAUUAUCUUUUUGAGCAUCUAUUAUGGAUUUUUUUUCUCCAGAUCUCUGCAUUUUUUGAUACAUCUUUAGGAAUCCAGGAAACAAUGAACACAUAAGGUUUCUCACGCCGGGAUUAAAAUUGCAGAGUAAAAGCAGGUUUCGAAUGACAAAGAAGUACGAUUACCAUGCUUGGUAUGUUGAAUUGGCUUUGUAAACUCAAGACGAUGUUAAAAAGUCUGACGAAGAUUUGCUGAUUUCCUUGUGAUAAGUUUUUUAACCCCACAAAGUUUAAUGAGGUUAAGAGCUACGUAUCCAUCUUUUGUAAAUAUUGCUGUUUUUGAAGAACUCUAACAUCAGUGGAAGAAUAUCAAACUACUUUGUGAAAAUAAUUGCUUCCGAGGUCCUAAUGCUGAAUCCUAAGCAGGAAUUUUACUGUGAAUUAUUUAAAGUCAAUUUAGUGGAACAAAGAAAUAUCAGCAGGCAAUUUGUAAAAUGUUAAAAUUGAAAGCCUUCUGCUUGGAUUACUGGCAGUUCUUGUGCCUACAUCCAAUCCAUGGAUUUUACAAAAGUGUGGAGGGUGAUGCUGCGGGAAGUGAGACUGGCACCUCUCUUGACAGCCCCUCAAGCUACAGCCACGGCCCAAUAACACUCAGCGCUGCCGCUAGCCCUGAUCAGUUCGAUGGUUCUUCAUUGGUAUCAUUCGCUAUCUCACCCGGUCAGCAACGUCCUCGGAGGCCAAAGCUACAGCAUUCCACCUCCAUAUUACGGAAGCAAGCAGAGGAAGAUGCAAUCAAGCGCUCAAGAUCUUUGUCAGAGAGCUAUGAACUCUCCUCGGAUCUGCACGAUAAACAGGUGGAGAUGCUUGAGCGUAAAUAUGGAGGACGUUUCAUAACGAGACAUGCGGCUCGAACCAUUCAGACAGCAUUCCGCCAGUAUCAAAUGAACAAAAACUUUGAAAGACUGAGAAGUUCUAUGUCUGAGAAUCGCAUGUCCAGACGCAUUGUUUUGUCCAAUAUGAGAAUGCAGUUUUCCUUUGAAGGACCUGAGAAAGUCCACAGCUCAUUUUUUGAGGGAAAACAGAUGUCUAUGACUGAUGAUGCAGGAAAAUUAGGAGCUAUUGUUCAGUCAGAUUGUGAAGAUCUCGAAGAUUCAGCAGUGAUGAAGUCUCCAGCUAAUAACAACGAUUUUGCAGAUGCAAUAACUGAGCUUGAGGAUGCUUUCUCAAGGCAAGUAAAAUCACUUGCAGAAUCAAUUGAUGACGCACUAAACUGCCGCACCUUGCACACUGAUGAUGGGCAUCCUACUGAGCAGGCCAAACGUUAUAAAGAAAAUAUGCAAAAGGAUGAAGAGAUGGACAGUAUAUCUUAUGCUAAAUCUCUUCAUGAAGCUGAACGCAGAAAGUUGGAUGAAAUGUCUGCAUCAUACAGUGAUGUCACCCUGUAUAUUGAUGAGGAAGAGCUUUCUCCUCCACUCCCGGUAUCGUUACAUUCUGUGGAUAGGCCAUCCAGCACAGAAUCAGAUUUACGUCUCCGUUCAAUAAAUUCUGCCCAGGAAUACUGGUCCAUGACCCACAGGGAUGACAAACUGGACACGGAUACAAGCUGCAGGAGCACCCCUUCCUUAGAGUGUCAGGAGGCGAGGCUUCGUAUUGAUCACCUCCCUUUGCUAACGAUUGAGCCGCCCAGUGAUAGUUCAGUGGAUUUAAGUGACCGUUCAGAAAGAGGCUCGCUAAAGAGACAAAAUGCCUAUGAGCAAAAUCCCAAUAGCCAGCGUGGAAGUCCCAAACACAUAACACACAUAUCACAUUCAAUACCCACUAGAAUACACCAUCGUGAUGAAGAAUCUGCUCGCCAUCGACCACGUCAGAUUGACAGCCAUCUUGCUAUAAACGGCUCAGCAAAUCGACAAAGCAAAUCAGAGUCUGACUUUUCCGAUGGGGAUAAUGACAGUAUCAAUAGCACUUCCAAUUCCAAUGAUACGAUAAACUGCAGCUCAGAAUCCUCAUCCAGAGAUAGUUUACGAGAACAAACUUUGAGCAAACAAACAUAUCACAAGGAAACACGAAACAGCUGGGAUUCGCCUGCAUUUAGCAAUGAUAUCAUAAGGAAACGCCACUACCGUAUUGGUCUAAACCUCUUCAAUAAGAAACCUGAGAAAGGUGUACAGUAUCUGAUUGAGCGUGGAUUCGUUCCUGAUACCCCUGUUGGUGUAGCACACUUCCUCCUGCAGAGAAAAGGCCUCAGCAGACAGAUGAUUGGCGAGUUUUUGGGCAAUCGCCAGAAACAGUUCAACCGAGAUGUACUUGACUGUGUUGUUGAUGAGAUGGAUUUUUCAGGAAUGGAAUUGGAUGAAGCACUCAGAAAGUUUCAGGCACACAUUCGGGUCCAAGGCGAAGCUCAGAAAGUAGAACGACUUAUUGAGGCUUUCAGCCAACGUUACUGUAUCUGCAAUUCUGGAGUAGUGCGACUGUUCAGAAAUCCUGAUACAAUCUUCAUCCUAGCCUUCGCAAUCAUUUUGCUGAACACAGACAUGUACAGCCCAAAUGUGAAACCAGAACGCAAAAUGAAACUGGAGGACUUUGUCAAGAACUUGAGAGGUGUGGAUGAUGGAGAAGACAUCCCUCGAGAGACACUAAUAGGAAUUUACGAACGAAUCCGCAAAAGGGAAUUGAAGACAAAUGAGGAUCAUGUGUCCCAAGUUCAGAAGGUCGAGAAAUUGAUUGUGGGGAAGAAACCGAUUGGAUCAUUGCAUCAUGGACUUGGUUGUGUACUUUCACUACCCCAUCGAAGAUUAGUCUGCUAUUGCCGAUUAUUUGAGGUUCCAGAUCCAAAUAAGCCUCAGAAACUUGGCUUACACCAGCGAGAAAUCUUCUUAUUUAAUGACCUGCUUGUGGUUACAAAGAUCUUUCAAAAGAAGAAAAAUUCAGUGACCUACAGUUUCCGGCAAUCCUUUUCCUUGUAUGGGAUACAAGUUCUCCUUUUUGAAAAUCAGUAUUACCCAAAUGGAAUGCGACUUACUUCAGCUAAUGCAGGCGCUGACAUCAAAGCUCUCAUUCAUUUUAACGCCCCCAAUCCACAGGAUCGUAAAAAAUUUACAGAUGAUCUUCGUGAAUCUAUUGCAGAAGUUCAAGAGAUGGAAAAGUACAGGAUAGAAUCUGAAUUAGAAAAACAAAAAGGAGUUGUACGGCCAAGUAUCUCUCAAACAUCAGGCCUGAAAAAGGAUCCUGGUAUUGGCACAUUAAGCAGGACCAGUCUGGAUGAUAGUUAUACCACUGGGGAAGGUUUAAAGAGGACAGCCCUAAGCAGUUCGCUCAGGGACCUUUCAGAAGCAGGCAAGCGUGGGCGCCGCAGCAGUGCAGGAUCGCUAGACAGCAAUAUGGAAGGGUCGGUCAUUAACAGCCCUCAUGUACAUCGAGUCAACCCAACUGCACGAGAAAAUCCAAUCCGUCCUCAUCAGACAAUGUCAAACUCAUCAUCAUUGCUUGGUUCUUUAUUUGGUGGUAAAAGAGGAAAAUCAUCUACGCAGGGUUAUUCUUUAGCAGGGCCAUCUCAGCAAUAUCCUCCACAUCAGCAACAUUCCUCAGCUAUACAUCACACAGGUCAGACAGAAGUACAGACACCGCAGCUACAUGCGCACCAUUCCCAAUUCUGCCACGUACAGCAAACACAGCCUCAACCACCUCCUUAUCAUCACCAUCACCACUAUCACCCUCCUCAACAGUUCCCUCAUCAGCAUCACCAGCACCUACAGCAUUCCCAGCACGCGAGUCAUUCCCAGCACGCGAGUCAUUCCCAGCACGCGAGUCAUUCCCAGCACGCGAGUCAUUCCCAGCACACUCCAUACGUGCAACAGCACCCCCACGUAACACAUCCUGCUGUGCCCAUUUCCCAUUCACAGCACCCUACUCAUGCUCAGCACCCUCAGCAUCUCCACGGCCAGCAACCUCCAUCUGCUCCCACCACUAGCAAAACCAAACACACAAGUGGCAUAAGUACAAUAGUGUAGGAAGAAAGAAAAAAUAAGAACAUUCUGUGCUUGUAAUGUCACAAGAAAGCUGCACUGGCACUUACAAUUGCAGCAAUAUAUGAAUCUAACUUCCUAACUCGAAAGCACUUGAUAAUAUUACUGCAUACUAUUGAUAGUAUCCGAUUGGAAACAUGGAAUUUACAGUUCCAGUACAAAAUAAGAAACAAAAUAAUUACAUUAUCCUUUAGGCUACCCAGGGGAAAGUUAUCCUAGGUUUCUUUCUUUGCCUUGCUUUGAGGCAGGCUGAAGCCUUCUGUGCAGCUUACCAUUCAGUGUUUGUGCUGUUCUUUUUCCAGCAGUUGUUUAUUUUUGUCUUUCCCUUGGUGUACUGUCUGGCAGUUGUUUUAUUAUUUCAAAUAUGGUAGCCUGUAACAAAAAACUGAUGUGGAUCAAAUGAUUUUGAAGUUGCUUUGUGACAAUGGUUUCUGACAGUGGAAGAAACCUUAGUGUAAACAGAACAUUGUUAUGGUGGCUUUGUUUGAAUUUUAGUCUUUAAUGGUUUAAUUGCACAUGGAAAGUAAUGUUCAGAAACCUGAAGUUGCAAAACAAGCCUCACUUUUUAAAAAGUUUCAAAUAAACUAUUCACAGAGACUUAAAACUGUAGAAUUUUGAGCAACAAUAAUUAAUGUCAGUAUUUAUUUAGCAGUAGCCCCUUGGUAACAAACACAUCAUAAAUAAUCUAUUAAGUGUGCCAACUAUAUCAUCACUUAAUAUUUUAAUCAAAAUCUGCUUCAUGUAUAACAUGCAUCUGCAGUUCUUUCCUACACAUGCAUACAAUAUUUUAAUAGGAAACGCUGCACACCUAUUUGACUUCAGUAUUGAAAUUAGUACGAUUAAUAUUAUAGGUGAGCUAACUAAUGAAAUUUAAUGCUGUUUGCUAUUGAGUUGGCAUCUAAUUAUCUGAAUUUGCCAUCCUUCAUUCCAAAGCACUGCUUAUCAGUUGGAGAUAAAUGAAGGUAAAAAAAUAUAGAAUAGGUCAAAAUUGAUCUGUUUUCAUACAGUAUAAACAAAACUUCAUGUACAUACACAAACAUUCAGAAGUCCGCACUGAGAGCAAUUAGAUGCUGAUAGCAAAACCUUCAAAGAUGAAAUUCCAUUUUCUUAAGAAAGAGAGAGAGAGAUAUAUUUUUUUGCUUCAAAGUACAUUGCACUCAGCAGGCUGAGUACAUCUCACACAUAUCAUUGUCAUAUUUGUUCCUAAAAUUUAAAUUUUGGUCCCUUUAUUUCAAAUAUGGAUUGGUGAUGUCACCUAAUAUCAAAUUAUUGCAGCCAAUGCACUGUUGAAGUGACAGCAAUUGUAAACAUGCAAAAUAUUAUAUUUAGUGAUCAAAUGAAAGGUCUGCUAAAAAUAAAGGAACAUCAAUGGCAUGGACCUUUCUAAAGUAAGACCAGCUCAGACAUUUUUUCUAAAAAUAACAGGUUUCCCGACAUAAAUGCCAGCAAAUCUAUGAACUGAGCACUUUGUUAGCUGCCGUAGAGAGCAAAGACAGCAAAUAGAGUCUAGCCUUUUUUCCCUUGUUUUUGUUUCCAGUGUGUGCAAUAUUUUCUUAGUGCUACGAAGUGAGAAUAUAUGUCAGGUUUGUUAAUUUAAUCAUUCUUGAACAACUUGGACCACAAAGUCUUAUCUUGGACUAAUUCCUGAGAUUGUGUUGCUUUCUGUAUAAAGAUUGAUGUUCUCAAUGAAGCAGGCUAUCUUGCAUGUCAUUUAAUGUUAAUAUUGUCAGGCUACACUCUACAUACUGUAUAUUUGCAACAUCUUAGUGUUAACAUUAAAUAUAGUUGAGGUAAAUUGAUCGCAUAUUAAAAUACUUAGACUGUUUCUUCAGACCUCUGUACUUAUAACUAUAGUCUAACUGUAAUCUAAAAUUUGUUCCAAAAAAGAUCUGGUUGCCAUUCUAGACAAUAGCGGUGGGGAGGGUUUUUCCAAGGUCCUCUAAGAAUUACACAAUAACUCCUUCAUGAAGACAUUUGUCUGUUACAUAUACUGUGCAUAAAUUGUUUGAGAUUAUCGUGAAUUUUCAUUGUAAAUAAAAAUGUAUUAAAUUAGGAAUAGUGUGGAUUAUUUUUUAUAUUUACUCUUAAAUAUCUGCAUUAUCAGUUGUACUGGCUUAUGUAUAGUGCUCGAGUGUUGAUGUGCAAAGGAGUUCAAACACAUGGUGUAUGUCUUUUUUCCACAUCUUACUAAAGCAUAUUCUUUCAAGAAGAUGUUGGGUAUUUCAAAUUUUAAUUUAUGCAAAUAAAUUCCACCAAAUAAUAUCAGACUGAAAAGAAUACACUCUAUGGCUUGUAAUCCACCCACCUUAUCUUGCAGAUGUUGCUGACCUGAUCUUUUCUGGAAUAACACAACUAAUAUGUAUUUGUAUUGGGUUUUUUAAGUUAAGAAUGAAAUGUAUCAUAAUGUGAUUUGUUUUCGAUAAGAUCACUUUAAUAUUAGUGUACAAGUAUUGUAUUGCUUAAAAAGGAGAGAAAGCUGCAACCAUCUGAUGUCAAAUGUUUUCCCAUCUUGCAAUGCAUGCUGCAGAAGCCUCUUGCUUCUGGUAACAAAGAACUGAAUGAAAGUCAGCAAAUACAAGUAAAACGUUUGAUGUUCAAUUUACUGUCUCAUGUAAAACUAUGUGUUACUGCAGUCCAGCAUGUAUUUAAGUUUGUACUCAUUGUACAAAAUCAUUUGACACUGCCACUUCUGCCUGCAAAUAUAGCAAAGUAAUUGUGUACAUAGACUAAAAAAGAAAUACCCUAUCUCAAGGGUGAGAUGGGAAAGGAAUGGGAAAUUAGAUUGAAGAGAGUUAAUAAAUAAACAAUUCUUUAAUUUGUAUAUAAUUGUAAAUUAGUUUUACCAAUGUCCAUAGUCAUUUUAGGGUUGUAUUACUUCUGUUCCUAUACUAUCGUAAUGCUUAGAUCUGUUGUACUUCUGUGGCAGCCAUGUCAAACUAUAUGCUUAUUGCAAGCAAUGAGUUCUUGAAAACAUACUAAUUGUCAUAUGCUUUCAAAAAUUCAUGCAUUGUAACUAUUUUGCAAAUCUCAAGAUCCAUUUUCAAUGUAAAAGGGGAAAGGAGUGGUUUCAUUUUAAUAUGCAUUAUAGUUGCAAGUAGUACACAACCCUAUCCAUGUCAAAAUAUGGCUGUGAUAAUGUGGAGAACGCAAAAUAAAUUAUACAGAAAUACUA
Amblyraja radiata (thorny skate) is the source of this 7447-nucleotide messenger RNA. RefSeq names its product IQ motif and Sec7 domain ArfGEF 1b (gene iqsec1b). Gene Ontology annotation, molecular function: guanyl-nucleotide exchange factor activity. The record is from RefSeq and is a predicted model, not a curated record. The transcript has 14 exons. Bases 748 to 4260 code for a protein of 1170 amino acids. Gene Ontology annotation, biological process: regulation of ARF protein signal transduction; actin cytoskeleton organization. NCBI's taxonomy places the organism in Eukaryota, Metazoa, Chordata, Chondrichthyes, Rajiformes, Rajidae.